CAUCAUCAUCUGCUUUUCAAAAAACAAAAUUGGAAUUGGAAUUGGGAAUUCUUUUUCCGGUGACGUAAAAGCUUCGUGAUUGGUGCGUCGAUUGUGUGUAUUUUCAUCUGAUCAUCUUCUCCUCUGUCGCUUUUGAAGGGCAUAGCUCAAGUCUGAUCGUACAAACGUAUUUAGAUGGAUAAUGAUGAAAGAUAUGGACUUUGAAUAGUACAACGACUUGUCUGUGGUGGGAAGCUUACCAAGCAAAAAAAAUCUUGUGGGGCUUUUGAUUGGCUCAAACGUACACGUGUCGAGUUGCAACAUAGACGUAUGGAGAACGAUGGAGAAAUGGGGAUGUUCUUCUUCCCCUGGUGGAACAGCAAGAAUCCACUUGAAACGGUUGAGUCUGGCGGGUUCAUCUUCACUUGCUUUGUUGCUGCCCUUGUUGGUAUUCUCACCAUAGCAUACACUGCUUCUCAGUGGCGAAGAGAUAUCAACUUAAGCUGGACAAAAGCCAUCGCCAGGUCAAAGAAAAACCCAAAGGCGCGGCACAAGACUCCUGUUGCCCCGCAUAGCUGGGAACGCGACUCUGUAUCUCGCACCAAGAAUUUGAACUGCUGUGUGUGCUUGAAGUCGAUGUCUCCCUCUCAGACAAUGGUGUCUUCUCUCAGUGUUAUCCACAGGUGCACGAUCUGUGGAGCGGCAGCGCAUUUCAGCUGUUCCUCGAGUGCUCCUAAAGAUUGCAAAUGCGUCUCCAUGGUUGGGUACGAGCAUGUGGUGCACCAGUGGGCGGUGCGGUGGACGGAAGGUGCUGAUCAGUCUGACGAAUCCUCGUUUUGUAGCUACUGUGACGAGUCGUGUAGCAGCUCCUUUCUCGGGGGUUCUCCUAUAUGGUGCUGCUUAUGGUGUCAGCGUCUUGUCCAUGUUGACUGUCACAGUAAUAUGUCGAAUGAAACGGGUGAUGUUUGUGAUCUUGGCCCUCUUAGGAGGUUGAUUUUGUGCCCUCUAUACGUUAAGGAACUGACACGGAAUCCUUCUGGAGGGUUUUUGAGCACGAUCACGCAUGGUGCAAAUGAACUUGCGUCUACCGUCCGUGCCAGUAUCAGCAAAAAAUAUAAGCAAGGUAAUGAAACUUCGGUUGACACAGGUAAUAGUGGUAGCAAUGGUGAUGAGUCUACGGAAAGCACAGCUGAUACAGGUCCGGCUGUUGUUAAUGGCACCGAUGCCGUGUUGGAAAACUCAAGCAGCCUUGUGAAUGGAGGUUCCUCUCAUGGGGAUAGCGAUAGCAAUGGCAAGGUGGAGAAGAAGCCCAGUGUUAAAAGAAGCGGGUCUUUUGGUCAGAAAGAUGAACAUCAGGGAGUGAGGUCGAAACUUAAGUAUGAGCUAGCUGAUUUGCCUUCAGAUGCAAGACCGUUGUUGGUUUUCAUUAACAAAAAGAGUGGUGCUCAACGAGGUGAUUCUCUUCGGCAGCGUCUUAAUCUUCUUCUAAAUCCCGUGCAGGUGUGUGAAUUGAGUUCAGUGCAGGGACCAGAAGUGGGACUUGUCCUCUUCAGGAAGGUUCCUCACUUUAGAGUUCUUGUUUGUGGUGGAGAUGGCACUGCUGGUUGGGUAUUGGAUGCCAUAGAAAAACAGAAUUUUGUCUCUCCUCCUGCGGUUGCUAUCCUGCCUGCUGGAACCGGGAAUGAUCUAUCCCGGAUAUUGAACUGGGGUGGUGGUUUGGGUUCUGUUGAGAGACAGGGAGGCUUAUCUACAGUAUUACAGAACAUAGAGCAUGCUGCAGUCACUGUCCUUGAUCGUUGGAAAGUAUCGGUUCUGGAUCAACAAGGAAAGCAACUCCAGCCGCCAAAAUAUAUGAACAACUAUAUAGGGGUUGGGUGUGAUGCCAAGGUAGCUCUUGAUAUCCACAAUCUACGGGAGGAGAAUCCAGAGAGAUUUUAUAGCCAGUUUAUGAACAAAGUCUUAUAUGCUAGAGAAGGUGCGAGGAGUAUGAUGGACAGAACAUUCGAAGAUUUCCCGUGGCAAGUUCGAGUUGAGGUGGAUGGUGUUGACAUCGAGGUUCCUGAGGAUGCGGAAGGAGUACUUGUUGCAAACAUCGGAAGUUACAUGGGAGGUGUGGAUCUAUGGCAGAAUGAAGAUGAGACAUAUGAAAACUUUGAUCCGCAAUCUAUGCACGACAAAGUAGUAGAAGUCGUGAGUAUAUCUGGAACAUGGCACCUUGGCAAACUCCAGGUUGGGUUAUCUCAAGCCAGAAGGUUAGCUCAGGGGCAAUCAGUCAAGAUACAACUUUGUGCGCCGUUGCCUGUGCAAAUCGAUGGAGAACCUUGGUCUCAGCAACCAUGUACCUUAACCAUAUCGCACCAUGGCCAGGCUUUCAUGCUAAAGAGAGCAGCGGAGGAGCCACUGGGUCACGCGGCGGCUAUAAUCACAGAUGUUCUAGAGAAUGCAGAAACCAAUCAAGUGAUCAACGCAUCACAGAAACGAGCUCUGCUUCAAGAAAUGGCUGUUAGGUUAACUUAAAAAAGAAGCAAAACAAAAACCAUCCCUCUAACAAUCAACCGGUCAUUGGUUAGUCACUGUUCAAUAGAAGUUUUCAGAUAUAUGUGUACAGACAUAUCUCGUCUGAGUCGUCUCUCUGUCUAAACGAAUGGAAUGUUAGACAAGUUAAUCCGCUGAGUGCAAAAAGCGGGUUCUGUGUGGAAGUAGGAAAAAAAGAAAAACAAAGAAAAUGGAAUCUGGUUUCCAAGAUUUUUGGGAGUUCUUAUAGUGUUGUCGUGUCAUGAGUCAUGACAUGAAUGGAACUGAUACAAAACUUGUUAAAACUGUCUCUUACCAAAUUUUUAGGAAGAAUCAUGUAUGUGUAUAUUAUUGUUUAGAGGAAGCAUGUUCCUUUUUUCUUUGAUGCAUUGUUUAUC
This is a messenger RNA of Raphanus sativus (radish), 2891 nucleotides long. RefSeq names its product diacylglycerol kinase 1. The transcript is spliced from 8 exons. The record is from RefSeq and is a predicted model, not a curated record. NCBI's taxonomy places the organism in Eukaryota, Viridiplantae, Streptophyta, Magnoliopsida, Brassicales, Brassicaceae. The coding region runs from base 310 to 2496 and encodes 728 amino acids. Gene Ontology annotation, molecular function: ATP-dependent diacylglycerol kinase activity.